Molecule: messenger RNA, 3319 nt
Organism: Lacerta agilis (Sand lizard)
Lineage: Eukaryota; Metazoa; Chordata; Lepidosauria; Squamata; Lacertidae
Gene: THUMPD2
Product: THUMP domain containing 2
Exons: 10
Coding region: 34-1590 (518 amino acids)
Biological process (GO): tRNA methylation
Molecular function (GO): RNA binding; tRNA (guanine) methyltransferase activity
Source: RefSeq, a predicted model, not a curated record
GGCGGAAGAAGGCGGGCUCUCGACGGGGCCGCGAUGGCUGACGAGGGAGGGCAGCCUCCGCCGAAAGGGCCCUCCUGCCGUGCCGGCCUCCCCGCGCGAUAUUUCUGCACGGCGGGGCGCGGGAUGGAGCCUUUCCUGCUGAGGGAGGUGCGGACUCGGCUGGACGCCGCGCAGGUGGAAUAUGUAUCGGGAAAAGUCUUCUUCACCACCAGUGCAGAGCUAAGGAUGCUGAAGGAGCUGAAGUCUGCGGAGCGGUUGUUUUUGCUGCUGAAUAAAUAUCCUCCACUUUCCAUCUCUAGAAAUAAAGGAAGAGUAAUUCAUGACAUUCAAAAACUUGUAAAUGAGACUCCCAAGCAUUGGCUGGAUAUGGUUACUCUUUGGAGAAGUCUUCAUUGCCAGGAGGUGAAAGAAGAAAACAGGUGUGAGGAAUGUCCAGACUCCCAGAAACGGAAACUGGAAGAGGAGGGCGGCAUCCAAAACAAAAAACAGAAGAGAGAACUAAUACCGGAGACAGUUUCUGAUGAAACUCAAAUAGAAAACCAACAGAGCUGUAACACCUCCGAGGUUCGUAACUGCAACGGCUUGUCUUCGGGCAGAUCAUUUCUGGAAAAGACUCCUGAACUUAUUCAAGAGAAAUCUGGCGAGAGCAGCAGUUGCUUCAACUUCAGAGUGUCUUGCCGCUGUAGUGGAACCCUUGCAAAAAUAUUUACUGCUCAGGAGAUGGGGAGGAUAAUUGGAACAGCUCUUAUGAAGAAUUUUGGGUGGAAAGCAGAUUUGAGAAAUCCUGACAUAGAGAUCUUUGUACAUCUAAAUGACAUUUACUCUGUGAUUGGGAUUCCUGUUUUCAGACUUCCCUUGGCAAGCAGAUCAUAUAUCAGAACUGCUGGGUUGCGAUCUACCGUUGCUUGGGCAAUGGCAUCCCUUGCUGAAAUCAAGGCAGGUGCAUUUGUACUGGAUCCUACAUGUGGGCUAGGAACAAUACUCCUAGAAGCAGCAACCGAAUGGCCUAAUGUGCAUUAUUUAGGGACUGACAUAAGUGAUUCACAGUUAGGAGGAGCCUACUCUAAUAUUAAAGCUGCAGGCCUAGUGGAUAAAAUCGGGUUACUGAAAGCUUCUGUGACAGCGUUGCCAUUUCAGUCGGAAAGCAUUGAUGUUGUUCUUGCGGACAUCCCCUUUGGAAAGAAGUUCAAAAUAACAAAAGACAUGACCUUACUGCAAGACGUUUUUCAAGAAAUCGAAAGGGUGCUUUGUGAUGGAGGGAUUGUUGUGCUGCUACUUAGUCAAGAGCUCUACAAGCGCCUCUCUGGUGACAUUGCCAGCAGCCUAGGUACUGAGAACUGCAACCUUGCUGAGUCUAUGAGUCCUUGCAAACAAAGGGCCAUGAUGCCAGUCAACAACACCAAAGGAAGAAGCAUUGGCCCCACGACUGUUCCCCUAUCAACUCAAGAGGCAGAGAGAGAAGACACCAGCGAUAAAAGGACGACUUUUGGCUCACUGGUGCUGGUGGAAUCCUUGGAAGUUAGCCUUGGCAAAACAGAUGCAUUCAUAUGCAAGUAUAAGAAGGUAACAGGAGGUUUUGCAAGAAGUUAGCAGCAUUCAGCAAGUGUGCAUGAAGCAGUUUGGAGCUUCUGCUUCAAACCAUAUGGAUCUGGAGCAGCUGAGCUUUGGUGAGCCCAGAGCUCAGGCAUCAGAAUUGCCUUAGCGUCUGUACCUCCAGUGGGCCCCAAAGGUAUGUAGCAAGGGUCUCCAAAUGUGAAGGCCCAAAUGUGAAGGGAUGUUUAAUUCCUUUUCCAAUCUAGAUGGAAAAGAGAAGGUGUGGUUAGUGUAAACGGCUUGCUGGCAGGCAGCUUUAUUAGGGAUGUGGUGCGGUUCACCCCUAACCCUCUCAAAGCAGCCUUCUAGGAAAGCAAGUUGCCGACCAGGAGCCAAUAUAGCAUGCCAGACAAAGGAGUUGGUGGCAGUCCUUGGUGCUUACAUGGGACCAUUUUGCCACAGUAGGGUGGGGAUCAAGACAGGCUGUGGCAUUGUGUGCUGCAGUGCUGAUGUGGUAAAUCACAGGGGUGCAAAAAUGUCUGCCUUUUUUGAGAGCAGACGUGUGGCUUAUAUACCUGGCUGUGUCUCCUGUGUCUUUAACAAAAUCUGGACAUGGCUGUAGUCUGGCCGCAUUUGACCACGAAACGGUAACUUCCAUGCUUGAUAGUGCAUUAUACAUAUCGCAAGCCAAGUGAGGGAGGAAUUUAAGGUGACUGUUCCAUCUCUCCCCCCCCCCGCCCCCCGCUCCUGAUCACCCCUUGGAAGUGCACUGAGAAGGAGAGGGUGAAGCUCCGUUGCACAGGGCUUCUGCUGAUUGGGCUCUUUGGGCUCCUACCCUUUAUGCUUGCACUAAUUUUAAUUGCUUUGGAAGAAAUGGCUUUCUUUUCUUUCUCUUGUUUCAUAAGUAAACCAAAAUAAACAUGAUUGGAAAAUUCCAGUAUGCUUUUCAGAAUGGUGUAAAAUUAUAGUGAUGUUAUUCAGAAAGGUACAAAGUAGUACAGCCACAUAACUGGAGACAGAGUUUUUAACUCAUGGUUGUAUUUUUGUCUUAAACUUACAUGACGGUUUAAGAAGGACCCAUUUCCAAGUCACUCACUCGGAAAUUUUUACAAACACUUUCAACGGAAGUUCUACCACAAAACUUUUUUUAGACAAAGAGGCUGAGGUUGUACAACAGAUGUUACUUCCAACAAUAUUAAAUGUCAUAUAGUCGUUUUUGUACAAUUAAACUCGUUUAUACAUGGCAUUUGGCUUCGUAUGAAAUACAAAAUGUAUUUCAGAGAGAUACAUUAAAAGCAGGAAUCUAGCUACCGCAGAAUAGUCAAGUGAGUAGUUUAAAACUUUUUCUACUAUAGGGACUGCUAGUGGCAUUUUGGUUUACUGAAGAGGUCCCCCUCCCGCACUCUGCAAGUCAUUCCCCUUCAGCUGCUUCCCUACAUUACUGCUAAAACAAAUUGCCCACCCACUUACAACAUCAGAACUCUUCACAGUCUCUCACACAAUACCAUUCGGUAACCACUAAAGAUACCUAAAGGAGAAGGUUUAUUUCACUUAAAGUCUAAAGUAUUUUACAGUGCAAUCUUAUACGUGUCAACUCAGAAGUAAGUCCUACUGAGUUCAAUUGGGCUUACCCCCAAGCAAGUGGGUAUAGGAUUACAACCUAAGACUAGCCGAGGGUAAUAGGGGAAUAGAGUUGAGAUUUGGGAAGUUCUGGUUUUUGUUGUUGUUGGUUGUUAAUUACCUUAUGUACAAACCUCUGCUAAAUAAAACAGCCCUACAUUGUCAA